This is a messenger RNA of Struthio camelus australis, 3390 nucleotides long. NCBI's taxonomy places the organism in Eukaryota, Metazoa, Chordata, Aves, Struthioniformes, Struthionidae. The record is from RefSeq and is a predicted model, not a curated record.
AUGGGAGAAACAGACAAUGACAUUAACAAGGACUAUAAGUCUCGCACAGCAUCCUUAUUGCAAGUUACAAACCAGGAAUUCUUCAGUGAGACAGAAGACUUAUUGCUAGCAACAAAUCGAGGAUUCCCUUCUGAUCUCUACUGCUUCUGUUUUUUAGAUCUUGGUGGUGCAGCAGAUAAGAUUAAUUUAAUACCUCAAGACUUUUUUGCAGAACUAUGUGAGCAAGUAAUUCAACAUCUGAACCGUAGGAUCCCUGGUGUAAAUACAAUAGAAUUGUGUCAGAGACUUCAAACAUCUGGGAUUGAGAUUAAUGUUGGUGACCUGGCAAAAAUAGCUAGUACCUUUUCCUUUUUAUUUAGCACAGCAGCCAGAAGCAAUCUCUCUACAGAAGAACUCGUCACCGCUCUGGGCAAUGCUGUCAGAACGCUGCCGAAACAUGCAAUUCAAGUUGUUCGUCAUGUAUGGAAUGAGCAGGGCAAAUCUUUUAGUGUGUCAGAAGAUGAAAGAAAUAUGGCCACAGUGGGGCAGUUUAUAGAUAUCAGUUGGAAACUGGGAGUUGCAAUGAGCUCUGACACCUGCAGGUCUCUCAAGUAUCCUUAUGUUACAGUGACACUAAAAGUGGCAGACCCUUCAGGACAAAUAACAAACAAAUCUUUUGAAAUGACGGUUCCACAAUUCAAGAACUUCUUCAGACAGUUCAAGGAAAUGGCAGCUGUCCUUGAAACAGUUUGAACGGAACUUUUUACAGUGAAGUUUCUAACAGACUUAGAUCGAGUAAACUUUCUGUUCUACACAGGGAGUAGAGUGCUGUUUUUCAAACAAGGUAUGUAUACUCAUGUUCCUGAAGAAUAUUUGCCAGCAUCCUCCUUGAAUCACUCCGAAGACUUCUUCGCUUUUGAAUACUUGAGAUCAACUCUGCAGUGUCUGUAAAAUGUGUUCAGCUUUGUUCAUCCUGGUAUACGAACGAUCAGGAUGUGUAAGGAGAUGUGUUACUGUAGACUUUCUGCUAUCCAAGAUGAAGAAACUAUGCAUUUAACUCUGCAGUGCAGAAGGAUAUGUGGAAACAUUAAUUUGACUGAUAUUAAGAGAAGUGUAAAUCCCGUAUUAACUAUUUUGUCUGUAAAAUUGAGAUGUGCAUAGAAACAACACUAUUAUCUAUGCGGAGUACGUAUAAUUACACAUAGCAAGCAUACAGUUAGUCUGGAAGAAAAGCAGUGACAGGUAGUUAGUUGCAGGUAUUUGCAGACCAGGCUUUCAGUUUCUUUUUAAUUACUGGAGAAUGUACUUGUCUUAACAGUUUAUUUCAAUACUUAUUUCCCACUGCCUGGGCUUAUGAAUACUGAGUUAGUGCAGUACACUUCUCUGGAGACCUAAAACUUACUCCCUGAAAUGAAGCCCAGAGGCUAACUUUAAAUUUAGGAAGAGAGGUUAACUUAAUUCAGAAGCAUUUUAAUAUAUUUUUUGCCUUUGCAUUUAAUUCAGCUCUAAUUUGUGGCAGUCUGCUUGAUGUUUUGAUCAGCACUUUGGUUUCUAUAUUAAAUUAGACUAUUGAUGUAGUUGCCUCACUGCAUCCUCUGAACUAGAAAAGUCAAGAGCAAACUUGAGAAUUCAAAGCUGGUGCAUUAGCCAAACACAUCAGAGAAAUGACUGUACUAGAAGUCAGCAAGGUGGGUGUUGUUUUGUUUUUCCUGCUUAUAUUUUGUGGCGGGAGUCCAUAGGGCUGUGGUGCUCUGUCAGAAAAUGUCCUGAGGAGUAAAAUUUGACUCUGAGAAUGGGGGCAUUUUCAGAGCAGGAGUGAUAAAUUCAGUGUGCUUAUGUAUUCUCUCUUUUUUCCUUCUUGUUUCUAGAGUUUUACAAAACUCUAGACUAGAGUAAACAAAACACAAACUACAAAUACAGUUGGAUGUAAUAAAAACAAUAGUGUUGCAUUUCAAGAUAGGCUGGUGGUCUAAUUAAACAAGUAAGUCUGAAGAUAGACAAAUCAUACUAAUAAGCAGGCUGAAUUUUAUGCUGCAGCUUUGGAAGGCUGGAGAUUGAGAACUAGUUUUGUUGGGACAGAUCCCUAGGUGAUUUCAAGCCCGUAAGUGAGAACAUCCAGCUUUUUAGCCCACAAAAAGCCUUUUUAACUUUUUUACUUUUUUUUAGAAGCUGGCUGAAAGACGCUGCUACAGGUCUUGCCUGCCUUUUUCUCAUGAAAAUAAACUGCACCAUGUUUUCUGUAUUAGGUGUACUUUGAAGAGAGAUACACCCCCCCACACACACUAUUAUUUUGAGCGUUAUUAAUGAUAUGUUGGCUUUAACCAGUGACACUAACAGUCUUGUGCUGUGGCUGUUAAUCUGGAUGAUACUUCCUGUGUGCAGAUGAAGUCACAGAUGUUUGCUUCAGGGCAGGGGAGAGCAGAACCCUAUUUUCUGGGACCUCUCAAUGGAAUGUCACAAAACGGCCUCAGGAGAAGACUUCCUGUUUGCCUUUUCCCAUGUCUGUCUUCAUGGCCUUGGGGCUGAGCGUAUUGCAAAAAUCUUCCUCUCUAAGUGUGUGGAGAAGUGUUGUGAGCAGUUAGUAAUUUUUUUUUUAAUGUAAUCUGUAGAAGUUGGAAUGUAAGGCAUCUGUAACUGGAAAACAUUGUCAUGCUUUGGCCUAGUGAAUUAACUGGUUUAGAUCAAGGUGGGGGAGGUGUGUGUGUGUUUUUUCUCUUUAGAAUGAGAGUGAAGUUGGAGUCUGACAAUGCACUUAAGUUCUCCAUAGUGCUGGAAAUACUUGUGCCUUCGUUGGAACUGGAUGAAGUCCAGUCUUAACUUUAAGUACCUUUCCAGUCUACUCAAUUACUGGUUAUGAGAAAACUUCAGUUACCAUUUUUACUUGGUCUGUCACCAAGAGGAGAAAGUUGGCAACAUCUGAAAAGUGUAACUGUUACAUUUUGUCAAGUUAAAUAUGCCAGAAAUACUAACGAAUAUUUCUGAAAUGUCCCUGCGUUCCUGAAUGCGUGUUGUAACUGGCUGGAAGAUGCCCGGAGGUGUGUGCUGUACCAGCACAACUGACUGAGAAUUCUCAGAGGUGUUUAAUCCAAGAGAUGUGACUAGAAGUUGGCUAUGAACUCAAACUAAUGGGAUUUAUCUUGAUCACUAUCAAUAGGUAUUCAUAUACUAAACAACGGAAGAAUUAAGCACUAUUUAAAAAAGUAAAAACCUAACAGUCUGCAGGAUGGCAAUAUUAACUUGUUCAAACAAGCUGUUGAGACGUGCUUGUCUAUUUGCGCCAGAUCUUUUUAAAGUGAAUCAGGAGUCCUUAUGUAUUCCUGGUUCUACCUGUUGGUUGAUACAGAAUUGUGUAACACGAAUAUUUUUGUAAGUCCGCAAACGAUCAUUAAACAUAUAGGUGACAAAGGUAAA